Molecule: messenger RNA, 1743 nt
Organism: Amorphotheca resinae ATCC 22711
Lineage: Eukaryota; Fungi; Ascomycota; Leotiomycetes; Helotiales; Amorphothecaceae
Exons: 2
Coding region: 1-1743 (580 amino acids)
Molecular function (GO): 3-dehydroquinate dehydratase activity
Source: RefSeq, a predicted model, not a curated record
AUGGCGACUAAGCAGCUGCAGGCUGCUCCAACGCCGACGAGGCCGAGAAGCACAAAUGGGGUUAUCAAUGGGACACAGGCUGGCACUGGUGAUACACGAAUAGUUGCGAUUGUCUAUGGACAAGGACAAGAGGAAAUCGUGUCAGUCUUCGCAGACGUGCUUGGGAAACCAUACCGAUUAGCCUCGGGCUUUUUAGCGGUUGGGAAUGAAGAUUAUGGCACUGUCAUAGGAAUUGCGGCCAGUAAUGCAAAGGUCGAUAUUGAAUCAAGGGAUGAAAGCCUUGUGGUAGCGAUCAAUUCACAUUGUGUGAACUUGGGAAUGCCUCCAGAUGUCGAUCUAUCUUCCGCCUCAGACUACGAAUUCUUAUACACAGAAUCCCCAUUUUUCCGGAGGGAUCUUUCGCGCUUUAUCGCUUUUACACUGGGUCAGAUCAGCCACCAUGAGACUCUCAUCACCAAACCGAGGACAUAUUUUAUAUCUACUACAUUUCCGGAUGUACGAACAGCGCUGUCGAAUUUGGAUAUUCUUUCAGUUGGGUCAGACGCGGUGGAAAUCCGUGUGGACCUUCUCAAAGAGCCAUUACCAGACGGCACAUUCAGCUCUAUCCCAAGUCUAAGUUAUGUUGGAGAACAAGUCAUGCUUCUCCGGCAGAGGACUGAACUCCCCAUCAUCUUCACGACCCGCUGCACCCGAGAAAAUGGACGAUUCCCCAUGGAUAAUCCGGAGCUCUACUAUCAAUACCUGUACCGGGCAAUACAAUGGGGUUGCGAAUACAUCGACGUCGAAAUUUGGCUUCCGGAAGAAAUCCGUCGCAAGCUUUUCGAAAAAAGAGGGAACAGCCGUAUCAUAUCUGCCUUUCACGAUUUUUCCGGCACCUUCAAGUGGCCGUCACCUCAGGCACAGUCAAUCUUUGAGGAAUCGCGAAAAUAUGGUGAUAUAGUUAAGAUGAUUACGAGUAUCAACUCCAUGUCCGAGAACUACGAACUCGAAUACUUCCGUUCCCAGAUCAAACUCAAUAACCCAGACGGUCCCCCUUUAUCAGCUGUUAACAUGGGCCAACUCGGACAGUUAUCUCGUGCUCUUAACACCGUCUUCUCACCCAUCACCCACCCUUUGCUACCUAUCGUCGCAGCGCCGGGCCAGAUGAGUGCCGCCGAGAUCAACGGCGCCCUCUCGACUAUGGGCCAGUUACCCAAGAAGAACAUAUACGCAAUCGGCAUACGUGCGACGCUCACCCGUGAUUUCGCCCCAUCCGCCUACAAAGAUCGCGCCGCGAUCAUCCUCUCCAGUUCCAGAGAAGAUGCCGCAUCUGCCAUCUUUGCUCUACGGAGUCUGAAUAUCGGGAAGAUCUACACGGUGGGGUUCAAAGCACACGGCCCGCUCGCCUUGGGCGUCGAGCCCUUCACGUCUAUUGAGAGCGUCCAGCGCGUCGACCAACCUUUCGUUAUCAUCUCAGCCCUGCCUCCCGGCAAAAGCCAUCUCGUCCAGCCUCUGCUCCGACAUUUUAGCACUGUCAAAAGGACAGGAGGCAGUAAUGGCGUCGGCAUGGGGAAGAUAUUCGUGGAUCUGGCAAAUGGACCCCGGAAGGGGGACCCGCUUGCCGUCGCGGAACAGAAUGGUUGGACGGCGUAUGGGUUCGCCGACACGAGUGCGUUCACGACAGUAGAGACGCUGCGGCUGCUAGUCGGGCAGAAUGUACCAUAUAGUUUUGUGCGGUUGGCCAGUGGGAGGGGCCUCUGUUGA